AUUCCGUGGUGCGGCUGGAGGCUGGACCAGCGGCUGCGCGGGCGCAGGGUGCGGUACAUUCGCUGCGCAGGCGCAAGGCCGAGGGCGCGCCACUCGCCCAGCGCCCGCCGCCGCCGCCGCGCGCAGACAUGACCGCGCUAAUACCUGUGCUCGCGCUGCUGGCGCUCUCCGCGGCCUCAGGAGCCCCGGCCCCCGGCCGAGUGCCAAAGGUCUACAACGCACUCAUCACCUCCAACCAGAACCUGGAGCCCAGCAAGGCGUACCCCGUGUACCAACCAGUCUUACAGGACCCCUACUUCCAGUACCAGCCUGUGUUCUAUUCUUCGCCGCAGUUUCCUCAACUCUUCCCUUCAUUGAAGACUGCCCAACAGCCACCCGCCCCGGCCGCGUCAGACAACGUGCCACACACCAACCCCGCGCCCUCGGAGGCGCCGCCCGCCCCCGAACAACCCCAGCCUCCGAGGAAUGAGGAGAACAAACCCACCCCUGGACCUCCCCAACCACCGCACACCGAAUCUCCCAUCCCCCUAAACCAGUUCGGUCUGCCUCCUCAAGUGUUGCCCUUAGGCCGCGGUGACCCAGCCUACGAUGGCUUCCACCAGGUGGCACCCUUCUCUUACUCAUACCCAGGGCUCAGAUUCUACGAUCCUUAUGAUCCUUUGUUCUAUAACCCGUACUUAAAUCUCCCUCCGCUGUACCGCCCGCACCCGAACAGUUUGGGUCCCGGCAUCUCGUUCAUUCCUAGAGAAGCAUCCCCCGCUCCUCAAGGCCCCGCCCAGGCCCCCGCCCCCGCAGCCCCCGCCCCCGCGCCCUCCGAGCAGCCCCCGUCCAGCCCGCCGUCUGAACCUGAUAAUCUUAGCGUCCUCAAUUACUCCUCAAAAGACCCCGCCAUACCCAACGUGCCACCGCCCCCGCUGCCACAAGGAGGCUCUGAAGCUGACUCAGAAUAAUAUUGUAUUAUUAAGACCUUUAUUCAUAAUAUAAGCUAGUAAAAUAUUUGGUUUAACUUC
Messenger RNA from Plutella xylostella (diamondback moth), 1010 nucleotides. RefSeq lists its product as uncharacterized. The record is from RefSeq and is a predicted model, not a curated record. Lineage: Eukaryota; Metazoa; Arthropoda; Insecta; Lepidoptera; Plutellidae.